AUGCGAGCCCUGCUCCACCAAAACUACGACGCGCAGCGUCAGCCAGAAACCGGCCAACAAUGGCAGAAAAACGAGAAGACAAAAUUAGAGCUGCGAGCGAGUAUGGCGACGGGGUUUCCUAGUUCAGGGGCUCAAUUAUCGGAAAAGGGGGUUUUGGCACUGUCUAUUAGCCACGCUCAAAAACCCCAAUUCCAAGCCGAGGUCUCCCUUUCCGGCUCGAUUCAGAAGAAGAGGGAAAUCCUCGGAAAUCUCGUCGGAUGCCCCGACAUAAUCAGGUGCUUCGACGAGGAGACGACUGUGGGCGCCAACGGCGCCAUCGUUUACAACCUACUGCUGGAGUAUGGCGCCGCCGGAACCCUAGCCGGCAGGAUCAGAGAAUCCAAUGGCGGCAGAGGAAGGCUGUGA
This is a messenger RNA of Striga asiatica, 405 nucleotides long. NCBI's taxonomy places the organism in Eukaryota, Viridiplantae, Streptophyta, Magnoliopsida, Lamiales, Orobanchaceae. The record is from the annotation of a GenBank genome assembly.